AUGACAGAUUUCGAACCAGGAUUAAUUAAAGCCAUAAAAGAUCAAUUUCCUUCUACAACGCAUACUGGGUGUUUUUUGCAUCACACUCAGGCUGUUUUUAAAAAAGCAAACUCACUUGGCCUUUCUGGUGAUUACAAACGUGAUGCAGAUGUUCGAUCAUGUGUACGAAAAUUGAUGAGUCUUCCGCUUUUACCAGUUUACAAAAUAAAAUCUGCAUUUCAGUAUCUUGCCAAUGAUCAUCGAGAUUGUCUUGAUCCAUUAUUCCCUCGACUGUAAGGAGGGUCAUAUGAAAUAAAAUAGUUUGUAUGUUUGUGUCA
This is a messenger RNA of Adineta ricciae, 317 nucleotides long. Lineage: Eukaryota; Metazoa; Rotifera; Eurotatoria; Adinetida; Adinetidae. The record is from the annotation of a GenBank genome assembly.